Messenger RNA from Cooperia oncophora, 291 nucleotides. The record is from the annotation of a GenBank genome assembly. NCBI's taxonomy places the organism in Eukaryota, Metazoa, Nematoda, Chromadorea, Rhabditida, Trichostrongylidae.
AUGAUCUACAACCUGUACGUUUCACGGUAUCGUUGUCCACAAAAUGUCGUCAUUUAUCCUGCACCACCAAAUCGGAUCGUUUUAUCGGUCCAAAAUCUCGACAUAGGAAUCACUGGUAAUCUUGGAGGUCAAAUAGUUAUUCUAUUGCCAAUUGCACUCUUCGGAAUCAUACAGAUAAACAUCCAUCAGGUGAGUUUUCUGAAUAUUUCUCGUUUUCAUGGACAGUUCUGUUGUUUGCGGGGUGAUGAUGCGUGCGGUCGCGCGACGGCCUGUCUGCUAAAUGUGAUCUGA